Molecule: messenger RNA, 1432 nt
Organism: Bolinopsis microptera
Lineage: Eukaryota; Metazoa; Ctenophora; Tentaculata; Lobata; Bolinopsidae
Product: RING finger protein 32-like
Exons: 8
Coding region: 46-1107 (353 amino acids)
Molecular function (GO): protein binding
Source: RefSeq, a predicted model, not a curated record
AGAUUUAUCUUCUCAUAGCAGAGCUAUGGCCCAGAAGACUGAAGUAUGAACAACAGAAACCUGCAUACAAAACAGCUGGGGUACUUGAAGUAUUACUCUGAUAAACGCAAUGGCCAGGGUGAUAAGAAGAUGGAACAGGGGCAGAUGUUGGGGACUGCCAUGACGGCAGCCGCACUUCAACAACACCUUUCUCUGUCUUUGGGGUUAACCUCCAAUUUGAAGAGGGGUACUGGUAAAAAGAAGAGGAGAGCUGUAAGAGCUAGAGGAGCAGAGGAGGAGUAUGUAUUGGAGGAUAAACCACCACCACCUACAUUGGCUCAGAGAUACGGAUUAGCGGCGCCACCGCCUGCAGUUCUAACUGAAGGGGAGUGGGAGCACGUAAAGAACCAGUCCUUGGUACGAGGUGACAACACCGCUCCUUGUGUCAUUUGUAAGGAGGAGUUUGGGCUGGACGGCCAGGUCCUGCUGUCUUGCUCGCACAUGUUUCACAAGGCGUGUUUGAAAGCGUUUGAGAGAUACAGCGGACGUAAAACAUGUCCGAUGUGCCGUAGAGACCAGUACGAAACUAGAGUGGUACAUGAGGGAGCUAAAAGACACAAGGAUAAUUCGGCUACCAGGAUCCAAGCAGCCUGGAGAGGGUAUAAAGUUAGGAAGUGGUACAGGGAAUACUCACUAAGGAACCCUCCUAAAGAUCCCCGGUUGAGGACUAAAUACUUUGAGAAGAAGUUGGAGGGAUUGACGGGUCGCAUGGUGGACAUGGUGGAGAACAGCAGAACUGCAACAGACCGGCUAUGUAGUGAUAUAGAUGUGGAGCUGGCUAGGAGCAGGAGGGUUAUGCAGACUGCUAACUUGCUAACUACUGGCAGACUCACUGCUGAGAAGUGGAAGUCUAUUGAGGAGAAGGUACUAGACAGAGGAGACACAGAAUGUCCUAUCUGUAUCGGAUCGCUGAGGAACAGAAAACGGCCAACAACCCUCCUCUCCUGCUCUCACAUCUACCACAGAACUUGUAUUGACAUGUUCGAGAAUCUGACCACUGAGACUGCGCCUACCUGUCCCGUGUGCAGAUGUGACUAUGUCAAGAAACCAUUCACUGCUGCAGUUUGACGUGGUAAGAGUGGGAGAUUAGACUUUUCUUAGGACAGAGAAUUUGGGUUGUUUUGUAGCCCUAGUUCGUGAAAAGGGACAGAUUUUAUUUGUGCAUGAACUUGAAAUUUAUUAUCAUAAAAUAUUAAUCACCAUUAUAAUAUUAACAACGUGUAUAUAAAUUAAACGAGUGUAGAGUAAUGUAAAUAUUUUGUAAAUAGUUCUUUAUGUUAUUUUACCGCCAGAGCACAGAGUAUGAUCGAAAAAUGUCUUGAAAUCUUCGUGUACCGUUUUUCACUAAUAGUUUUUUUUUUCACUAAUAGUUUUUCACUAAUAGUUUUGUAAC